AUGGACCCAGAGAGCGGUGACGGUGGCGUAACGGCAAAUAGCUGGCAGCUCGAUGCUUCUUUCUCCGGCUCCGACCUUGUAUUCAGUGGCUCAGAGAAUCCGCUGCAGGUUUGGGGGGUCGUGGACCCGGACCAGACGAUGAACGACAGUGAGUCAGAGGACGUCCUUCAGGCCGUCGACCCACACGAAUUGUUUCCCAGCGGACCGCCUGCAGGGUCCUGGUCUGAGAGCGACAGCGGGGUCUCUGAGGACCCUCUGAGGACCCCCACCGUCUAUCAGGUGGUCUAUGACAUCAGCAGCCUGAAGACUGAACCGGGACAAGAAAACGUCUCCAUCGAGCUCGAUGGGUGGAGCUCUCAGGUGUUGUUUUCAGACUCGUGCGUCGUGAACCAGCUGCCUGUGAUUUUUGCAGCACGCCUCCAAGAUCCUCCAAGUCCAGACGGGGAUCUGCUGUUCCCAGAUCUGCAGCUGACUGAGGAGGAACAGAAGCUGCUGACACAGGAAGGAGUUUCUCUUCCCAACAGCCAUCCUCUCACCAAGGCUGAGGAAAGAAUCCUGAAAAGAGUUCGGAGAAAAAUCCGCAACAAGCAGUCGGCUCAGGACAGCCGGAGGAGGAGGAAGGAGUACAUCGACGGGCUGGAAAGCAGGGCAGUAUCUUGCUCAACACAAAACAAGGAGCUUCAGAGGACAGUGGAGCAGCUGGAAAAACGCAACAUGUCUCUGCUGACUCAGAUGGGACGGCUUCAGUCUCUGAUCAAACAGACGGUCAGUAAAGGAGCUCAGACCAGCACCUGCUUACUGCUCGUCCUGGUGUCUCUGGGUCUCAUCAUCUUGCCGAGUUUCAGUCCGUUCAGCCGAAACUCUUCUCCAGACGACGACUACAGACCCUCAGGAGUUAUUUCCAGAAACAUCCUCACAGAUCCCUCUGUCUCCCAGCCGACAGCAGACGACACCGAUGUUCCAGCUGUAUGGUCCGACUCCUUGUCACCGCCCUUUGAACUCGACCAAUCAGGACCUCCAGAAGCUGUCGCCAUCCUCCAAGAGCCAAUAGAACCCCCUGAAAGUACCGGCUCUGAUGGGAGCCGAUCAGUGAACGACUCGGCUCUGGUCUCCGGACCAGCUGAGCCGCUGGUUCUGGGUCUGAGGUCAGCGGGGGGGAAAGGAAGUGAUGUCACCAAACCUGCACAUGCUGACGAGAUGUAGAUGGAUGUUUUCAACACCACAAAGGAUUUCAUGUUCGAUGUCGAGCUCAAAGUCAAAACCAGCAAUGGACACUCUGAAUAAUUUGUCUGAAAUUAAUUCAUUGAUUGGUGGUUAACCGUUUAUUCUACUUUUAGCUUCAAUGAAUAGUUGGAUAUUUUGACAAAAUUUGCUAAUUUGCUUUUUUGUUAAGAGUUAGUUGGGAAAUUAAAAACAACAGUGAAUAAGAAGCUGAAGCCAGUUGAUCGGCACAGAGACUAGAAACCGGUAAAAACCUCCACCCAGUAAAGCUCACUGUUAACACGUUGUUUGGUGGUGACUUUAAAAAUGACCAGUGGUGUUUUUUAACAAGGCUCAAAGUGUCAGCCUUUUUCCAGCCUUUGUGCUAAGCUAUGCUAACUGUUCAGAAAUACCUCUGAAGGUGUAACUUCACCCUUUAGCCAGUUUAUUUUAGAGUUUAUACUCAAACUCCAAAACGAAAAUUCUUGUUUUUUUCAGCCGGGCUUUUAUUUGCUAACUUUGCACUUCUUCCAUCUUAGCGAUUUGGGAAACAUGGUGAUGGAAAUGUAUAUCUGUGUUAUUAAAUUAAAGUGUUACAGAAAUGAA
Anarrhichthys ocellatus (wolf-eel) is the source of this 1806-nucleotide messenger RNA. It is a transcript of the gene creb3l4, whose product is annotated as cAMP responsive element binding protein 3-like 4. The coding region runs from base 1 to 1203 and encodes 400 amino acids. The transcript has 9 exons. Gene Ontology annotation, molecular function: DNA-binding transcription factor activity, RNA polymerase II-specific; RNA polymerase II cis-regulatory region sequence-specific DNA binding. NCBI's taxonomy places the organism in Eukaryota, Metazoa, Chordata, Actinopteri, Perciformes, Anarhichadidae. Gene Ontology annotation, cellular component: nucleus. Gene Ontology annotation, biological process: regulation of transcription by RNA polymerase II. The record is from RefSeq and is a predicted model, not a curated record.